AUGACGAACCAAAAGCACGUCGUAUUCGAUGUCGUCGGUACAUGCGUCUCCUUUGACGCAUUCUAUAACUGCAUCAACCGUGUCAUCGGCGAAAAACUCCUUGCCAAAAGCAUCACCGCCCGCUCUUUCGGCUUCGCCUGGAUGACAGCCGCUGAGCUUGAAUUCACCUUCCUCUCAAUUUCGGAGCGCUACCGCCCCUACAAAGAUAUCAUCACAGCCCUCUUUUACCGAUCGCUAUACAUGUGCGGAAUUGAGUCUCCGAGGACCUUCGCAACCGAUGCAGAACGCGACCAGUGCGUGCAGGGAUAUUCUGAGCUGGAACUGCGACCCGGAACAAGCGAUUGUUUCGCUAAACUGAGAGCUGCCGGCUUCACUGUCUGGUGUCUGACGACUGGCGAUACGAAGCGCGUUCGUGGAUACUUUGAGCGUGCGGGUGUGGAUAUGCCGCUUGAGAACUUUAUUAGCUGUGAUAAUCAGGGCUUGGCUAAGCCUGCUUUGGCGGCGUAUCGGCCUGCGUUGGCGAAGUUUGCGGAGGGCGAUAUUAAGUGGUUUGCUGCUGCGCAUAUGUGGGAUGUAUCGGCUGCUGCUAAGGUUGGAUUCCGGGGUGCUUAUUGCACGAUUUAUGAGCAGGAGUCUUGUGAGGAGAUCUUUGAUACCAAGAUGGAGGUUAUGGCGGAUACGUUACCUGAUAUGGCGGACAGGAUUGUGGCUGCUUCGGUUUGA
Molecule: messenger RNA, 723 nt
Organism: Penicillium antarcticum
Lineage: Eukaryota; Fungi; Ascomycota; Eurotiomycetes; Eurotiales; Aspergillaceae
Product: putative 2-haloalkanoic acid dehalogenase
Exons: 1
Coding region: 1-723 (240 amino acids)
Source: RefSeq, a predicted model, not a curated record